Salarias fasciatus (jewelled blenny) is the source of this 5623-nucleotide messenger RNA. RefSeq names its product forkhead box O3b (gene foxo3b). The coding region runs from base 479 to 2479 and encodes 666 amino acids. The transcript is spliced from 4 exons. Gene Ontology annotation, biological process: regulation of transcription by RNA polymerase II. Lineage: Eukaryota; Metazoa; Chordata; Actinopteri; Blenniiformes; Blenniidae. Gene Ontology annotation, molecular function: DNA-binding transcription factor activity, RNA polymerase II-specific; RNA polymerase II cis-regulatory region sequence-specific DNA binding. The record is from RefSeq and is a predicted model, not a curated record. Gene Ontology annotation, cellular component: nucleus; mitochondrial matrix.
GAGAGAGAGUUUAUGUGCCUACCUAAGUGUGUGUGCGUAUGUGUGUGUGACAGAGUGAGAGUGUAAGUGUGUGUGGACUGUGGAGAUACAGUAGUAACCCGGAGUGAGGUGGCAGUCUUAUUCCACAUCGACACCGACUUGCCCUGCAUUCAUCCCAUCUCCCUCUUCGCAGCGCAAUUGAGGAGUGAAAGAGAGAGAGAAAGAAAGAAAAAAGGAGUCGAGAUGGCAUCUGGAAAUGUCUCUGGACAAUCUGGGAUCUAGCUUUUGUUUUCUUGACAAUACGGAGUACGAGUGACUGGCCGUGCGAGGCGUGAAUCGGUAAGUUGCUGCUGGCCCCGCUGGGACUCCGCUGGUGUGGAACAGCAACAAAGGACGGGAGCGCGCAUUCAUGGGACGCGACUUUGACAGCUCUCCAUUUCUUGUCUUAUAACUUUGUUACCUGACAUCUGGGGCGAGAUCGCAACAGGAGCCGGAGAUCAUGGCAGAGGCUCCGCUCCCCGACCCACUCCCGGACCUGGACGUGGCCAUCGACCCGGACUUUGAGCCCCAGAAGCGGCCCAGGUCGUGCACCUGGCCGCUGCCGCGACCCGACUCCGGCGCGGUGAAACCGGAGAGCAAUGACACAGAUAUCAUACCCGAGGAAGAGGAUGAUGAAGAGGACAAUGCCACCCCGACGCCCAUCGGUGUCAGUGGCUCCGGCGUGGCCACAGAGGACCAGAGCAGCAACAGCCCCGUGGCCGACGGAGCGCUCUCCUCCCCGGGCCAGGACAGCGGAGGCUCCCCGCUCCCCACGCACUCCCCCUCGGCCACAUCUGGCGCGCUGACCCCCAGCAGCCUAGCGGCCCAGCAGACCCCGAGGAAAUCCUCAUCUCGCCGCAACGCCUGGGGGAAUCUAUCCUACGCCGACCUGAUCACCAAAGCCAUCGAGAGCGCGCCGGACAAGAGACUGACCCUGUCCCAGAUCUACGACUGGAUGGUCAGAUCCAUCCCGUACUUCAAAGACAAAGGCGACAGCAACAGCUCCGCGGGAUGGAAGAACUCUAUCCGGCACAACCUCUCCCUCCACAGCCGAUUCAUCCGUGUCCAGAACGAGGGGACGGGAAAGAGUUCUUGGUGGAUGAUCAAUCCAGACGGCGGGAAGGGCGGCAAGGCUCCGCGACGCAGGGCGGUCUCCAUGGACAACAGCAACAAGUACACCAAGUCCGCCCGAGGCCGCGCUGCCAAGAAGAAGGCGGCCCUGCAGGCCGCGGCCGCGGCGGGUGAGGGCGGCGGAGACAGCCCCUCAGGUCUCUCCAAGUGGCCCGGAAGCCCGACGUCACGCAGCAGCGAGGAGCUGGACGCCUGGACAGACUUCCGCUCGCGCACUAACUCCAACGCCAGCACACUGAGCGGACGCCUCUCUCCCAUUCUGGCCAACCCCGAGCUGGACGAGGUGCCCGAUGACGAGGCCCCCCUCUCGCCCAUGCUCUACUCCAGCCCCGGCAGAGCACUGUCGCCCGGCAACGCCACAACCAAUGGGAAGACGGCGCCGACCGAGCUGCCUCGCCUGGCAGAUCUCGCAGGUACCAUGAACCUGAACGAUGGAAUUACGGACGACCUGAUGGAUGUGCUGGACAACAUCAACCUGGUGCCAACCACUUCCAGCCAGACUGCCUCAGAUGGCUCCUCAGGGUUCACCUUUGUGUCCAAGCCCAAUGGCAUCGUCUCACCUUCCUCCAACUCUUCGCCAUCCUCCAACUCCUCUUCCAACAGUGGGAAUAACGGCUACAGUAACUCCAUCUUCGGUCCUCACCCGGCAGGCUCGUCUUUGCGUCCAUCCCCCAUGCAGACCAUCCAGGAGAACAAGCAGACGUUCUUCUCCAGCAUCAGCAUGUCACGUUUCGGCAGCCAGACUCUACAAGACCUGCUCAACUCCGACAGCCACAACCACAGCGACGUCAUGAUGACCCAGUCCGAUCCGCUCAUGUCACAAGCCAGCGCGGCUGCCGUGAUUUCCCAGAACUCCCGCCGCGGAAUCAUGCUCCGUAACGACCCCGUUAUGACCUUUGGGAGCACUGGAGGCCUUCAAGGCAACCAGCGAGAGAUGCAGCAAAGCAACAACCACAACCAGAGCUCCCUCAGGUCGUUAAACGGAGGCCUGAACCUCGCCAACGAGGCUAACACCCUGGCUAAUGCCAAGCAACAGCUCCUGCUCUCGCCCCUGGGAGGAAACGGAUCUUCCUCCAUGCAGAUCGACACCUCGAUCUUCCUCAACGGAACAGUUAGCAGCAGCAACGGGGGCUGUCAGGACCGCUUCCCCACAGACUUGGACCUGGACAUGUUCAACGGCAGCCUGGAGUGUGACAUGGACUCCAUCAUCAGGAACGAGCUGAUGGACGCAGACGGCCUGGACUUUAACUUUGACUCGCUGGCCAACCUGAACGGAGUCAGCAACUUCACGAACACCAAGCAGACCUCUCAGAGCUGGGUACCCGGCUGAGGGGGACGGAGCAGAGCAGGUCUGAACUGUGCGGCGCAAGAGAAGAUCAGACACACAACAUCCUUUUUUUGCCAAACCUGCCAUCAGCACAAUGUAAAAUAAAACCCUGUGUUUACAGAAGACUUCCUCUCGAGCUUUACCUUCGCUCCCACACUGGUGAACCAUGAACACUCUGACAGACUCCAGAGAUGCUGCACAUCAGCCCUCAAAGCCUCCCGUGAAACAACAGCAGCAACGCAAGGAAAGCUACGUCAAACAAUCACAACAAAGUCACAAAUCUUAGAAUUAUGCAAUUUCUUCCUUCUGACAUGCAGUCUGCUGAUCUCAAAGGCCCUCCGCUCAUCACAGGGGGUUUCAGGUGGAACACAAGGACUGAAUAUCAACAGAGAUGGAAGCAGUGCACGGUGCAGUUGUUCCCGCUGAAAGGCUUAAAGGAAAGAGACAAACGUGUAAAAUGAGAGAGUAAAAAAAAAAAAAAAAAUCAAGAAGUGAUGUGGUGUAAAUCUAAUCUCCAGUGGUUUCCUUGGAUGUGUUCUGUUAGUCCCUCUGUUCGUGGUGAUUUUAAAUGUUUGGUUUUAUGGACUUUCUGUUUUGUCAUCAUAGUUUCUGGAUUCAUUCAUGUGUUGUGCAUUACAAAUCAGUGUAUUAGUGAAAUGAAGUGACGGAGAACAGAGUGGCCACACACACACACACACACACACACACACACACAUACACACACACACACACACACACACACACACACACACACACACACACACACACACACACACACACACACACACACACACGCGGAGAUGAACUGACACUUUCUCACAGGUUACAAAAAGUUCAGAAAUUCCUCAGUUUAUUGUCAUGCACUUGUUGUUUUGUUCAUGUAAAAUGCUUGAAUUGGAAAGAACCUGCAGCGUAACGGGGGUUUUACUACAGUCAGCUGAUAACGUGUGUAUUAUUCCUGUGUAUAUCAAACUGUCAAUAAAGAAAAUCUCAACAUGGACUUUGUACAGUGCGGGCAGUGAAAGGUCAGAGGAGGGGAGAAGAUUUCGUUUUCUUAGAGGUUGUUUAUCACAGCAUACGAUGUAGCCAAAAUACCUGUGUCCUAGGGUUGUGAACAUUUCCACACCGUAGCAGGUGCUUUAUAACAGUGUUGAAUCCUGUCCUCAGAGCAAGCCGUGCGUUUUGUGUGUCGUUUUUAAUUCCGUUGUUUUAUUUUUGAACCCGCGACCUGCAGAAGCCCAGAGCUGCAGCCACUUUUAGCACGGUGGGGUUGAAGGUGGGUUUCAAGGCUCAUUCCUCGAGAAGCCGUUCGCUUCUGGAGCUAGAAAAAGAAAAAGAAAAGAAAAAAAAAAACAACAAAAAACAAUAAGCUAUCUCUGUACUUUGCCAAAUUACUUGAAACAGUAGGAUAUGCUGGCAGCCAAAUCACAGCACACACACACACACACACACACAUAUAUAUUACACAAACAAAUAGAAAAAAAUAAACAAAAGCAGGGAUUUUUGUUAUGCUCUGCUGCUUUCUCGUCAUGAGCUUGUGGGGCUUGUUAUGCAUAUACAGAAUCACUCAGGGGAGGAGAUAGAGAGAGGAUUCCCGUUUAGGAAACAUCGAGUCACAUUCGAAAUGGUAUUUUAACAUUUGUUCAUUUGUUUUUUUUAAAUGAAAGGAAAAAAAAAGACAACGUAAUAAUGCUUCGUGUUUGUGAACUUGUAACCUGUGAAACUUCGGCUGUGGAGAUAAAGAGGCGAAUGGAGGGCGGACGUCAGGAUUAUUACUUCACACAGUUUUUGUUUUGCUGUCAAAGCUUUUUUUUUUUUCCUCUUCUUGUUGGACUUGUGACUCACUAACACACACAGACACACAAACUUCCCCCCAUUGGACGUGCCUGGCGCUCCUGUGGGUGAUUUCCUGUAUCGACCGAGUACAUGUCAACGUGUACCUGAGUGUUUAUCUCCGGAGUUCAUUUCUGUUGAAUUAAUGUCACGACGACGCGUAAUCCCUCACGCUGCAUACGGCUCAGCUGACUGUAUGCAUGUCUGUAUUUAUGCAUUAUGAACUGCGUGAAAUGCAUAUGUACUCGCUGUAUGUCCUUAUAUACUCAUGUAGUACUUGACCCUUUGGAUUUAUAUGAUACCUCUGAAGUUGAAGAAACAUUGAACAACGUGUGGUAGGAGAGGGAACACUGUUACCAGCUGAUUUUGAUCGUCAAACCAGAUUUUCUUCUUCUUUUUUCUUUUUUUAAGAAAAAAAAAUGUUGGCAAAGCACUAUUGUUGUAGCAUCUAGAGACCUUGAUACCCCUUCUCUGUUUCAGGGGUUUUUUGACAUGAAGUGUAUUCCUGGCUGUGUAUCAUAGUGUACAGAUUUUGUGUAAAUCACUUCCAGGCCGAGGCAGAGCAGUGGGUGUGCAUGGUUGACUGUGCUGUCAGAGGUUUAGUGCAUGAGCUAGCUGAACCCCCCCCCCCCCGUGAAACCUUUUCCAGUGGUGCCGUCCCUCCACAGAAAUUGUGAUACAGAGAGGAUACCUGUUUUUUUCUUCUUCUUGCACUCACAGUUUGUUUGUUUUUUUUUACAAUCACACAGAGGACUUCCCUCUUGUUUUAAGGGGUUUAUUAAUCCAAGUGUGUGUGCAGCAGUGCAGACUCUUCACAUCUCUCUCGGUGCUCUCGGUGAGGUGCUGGUUGUAAAUUUGUGUCGCCCGACAGUGAGCUGGACUUUCCUUGUUACAUCUAAGACUUCAAGAGCACUGUCGUGGUGUUUUUAACGGAGGUGGGGGGGGGGAAUCCUGAGCCAUCGCCUGAACUGUCGAGCAUGUCUUUUAUUCUACACUGACCGUACUAAAUAUUGUUCAUCCUGUGAAAAAAGACUGACAAGGUGAAUCCAGGGACCCUGUGAUCCUUCCUGUUUAAAGAGGAGUUAUUGAUCCCUGAAUAACUGCAAAAGCUCAAUUGCAGAGAGACAUUUUUCUUUCUUUUUUAUAUAUAUAUACAUUUUGUACUUUCAGUGUAAAAUGUGCUUGGCUCUUUCCACACAACCACUCAGUGCUUCGUCCCAGCACGGAGGGUCUCCUCUCAUGUCCAACACAAACACACCUGCAGCACAAACAUGUGCUUGGCUUUAAAAAAAAAAGAAAAAAAAAUAGAGAUAC